Penicillium argentinense is the source of this 2898-nucleotide messenger RNA. Its product is annotated as putative C6 transcription factor. The transcript has a single exon. NCBI's taxonomy places the organism in Eukaryota, Fungi, Ascomycota, Eurotiomycetes, Eurotiales, Aspergillaceae. The coding region runs from base 1 to 2898 and encodes 965 amino acids. Gene Ontology annotation, cellular component: nucleus. Gene Ontology annotation, molecular function: zinc ion binding; DNA binding; DNA-binding transcription factor activity, RNA polymerase II-specific. The record is from RefSeq and is a predicted model, not a curated record. Gene Ontology annotation, biological process: DNA-templated transcription; regulation of DNA-templated transcription.
AUGCGAUCCAGCAUCGCUUGCGCUCGAUGCCGGCGCAGUAAGAUCAAGUGCGUCAAUGCCGGCAUCGACACGACCUGCCGCGCCUGCGAAUCCUCCGGUCGAGACUGUGUCUACCCAACCCCCGCGAUCGGUGUGAGCGGCGCGAAACGAGAUUUGGCCGCCCUGGCGGAUGGUGAGGACCGGAAUGGCGACUGGGAUGGCCCGAAGCGCCAGCGCUCGCGCAAGAUGACGCUGUCGGGGGCUUCCGCCGGUUCCAAGGCUGGCCUCGAUGCGCUGGACUCGUCGAUUUUGACCGUCAAGGUCUGGGAAGCCGUCUUUGACCUCUUCCAGUCUCACUUUGCUACGCUGCUGCCCUUCCUACAUCCCGCCACUUUCCUCGGUCAGAUCCGACAACUCUCGACUCCUGCUCCGCCACCGGUGGCUGCUCUUGACGGGCCUGAUUCUAUGCGUACUGCCAGCCCCAAGACGGAUCCAUCGUCGUCAUUGAUCCCGCUGGGCGUGCUUGCCUUGACAGCUCGCUUCCACCCGACUCUCGUCGCAUACCACUCCCCGGCUUCGCCCGGCCACGCCUCUAACCCCCUUACUGCCUCGGAAUACUAUGCUACCGCGCUACGCAGUCGUCUGGCCGGCCUCGACGGGGUGAGCCUGGCAAUGCCCGAUCUUGCACGGGUCCAAGCGCUGUUGAUGCUCGCCCUGCACGAGUGGGGCAUCUGUCGCGGCAAGAGCGCUUGGGUCUAUGUUGGAAUGGCAAUCCGUCUCGCACAGGCCAUGGGUCUGCCCUUUGAACUCGAAAAUGAAUUCCCUCCACGAGAUCUGUCCCGUUCGUCGCCGGGUCUCAAGGCAGAGGCCGAUCACUUUGGGAUCCGCCGUCGAUCGGAGCCCAAGGAACAGACAUCCGACGACAUCAUUGCACAGGAAACUAAGCGCCGCACUUUCUGGGCAUGCUUUAUUCUGGAUCGUUGUCUGAGCAGUGGCAAAUAUCGUCCGCGUAUGAUCCGGAUAAAGGAGCUCGGGAUCCAGUUGCCGAGCGACAAUGCCUUUGCCUUCGGCGAACGGGUGCGAACGGCCCGACUCAAUGAGUCGACAACUCGCCGACCACCAAGCUUUGGCGCUCAAGGUGUGCAAAUCCCUAGCAUUCGACAGAGUUUGGGCGGAUUCACCGAUGAGAAAUUACCCACCACCAAUGGUACCCCGGACCCCAAAGCCGCCUGGUCGCCCGUCUCGCGCCGCAAGGACUCGAGCGAGGAUGACGUUGAUCGAUGGGAGGUCGGGGCCGAAGAGCCUGUUCUGAGUCGAGUGAUUCGCAUCAUUCGCAUCUGGGGAAGCAUUGCCAAAUGGUCUUGUGCCGGUGGCCGACGAAACGAACAAUAUCCGCCGUGGCACCCCGAAUCCCGUUUCGCUACUCUUCGGAUGCAGUUGAAUGAAUUCCAGGACAGCCUUUCCCGCAACUUGCAGUACUCGUUGCGGAAUACCGACACCCACAUCAUGUACAAGACGACGUUGGCGCCAUAUACCGUCAUGCACGUCGUCUACUUCCUGUCCGUCAUUGUUCUUCACCGAGCAUACAUCCCGUUCUUGCCUCUCCGAUGCAAUGAGCCCGUCGGUCCCUUGGAUGAGCCAAUGUUCCCCACAGACAAGGUCAAUGGCCCUCCUGACGGCUUCUGGCGUGAUAGCUCUCGUGAGCUCUUCAAGGCUGCUCGCCAGAUGAUCGACCUAGUGGCGACCUGCCAUGGCCGUGGCGCUCUGGUCGAGAGCCCACUGGUUGGGUUUGCUAUCUACAAUGCUGCAUUCAUUGGCAUCUACGGUGUGCACUUCCAGCACAUGGAUACCGAAGGGCUGAUGGCUUCCAAGGCUCCUCCGGCAGCCCACGACAGCUCCCAAUUAGGCUCCACGCAGGUUCGCAAGGCAUUAGACAUUCUGCGCGAGCAACGACCCCGUCUGAGAAUGACCACCGGAUGGUUCCGUACCCUCAACCGCCUUCACAGCUACUUCAUUAAAGUCAAGCGUGAUUUCCGCCGAUAUUCCCGCAACCGUCUGGAUAGCAUGUCGGAUGCUUCUGAUCAUGCGCCGAACGGAGUCCGGUCCAUCCGUGAGGGCGGUCUUGGCGGUGGUCUCGAGGAGUUCAAGCUGCUCGAGAAGCUGUUCCUCGACUUCGGAACUAUCGAGGAUCAACUGAACGAGUCCGGAGUCGACGACGAUGGCGUCGCCAUUGCCGUCACCGGAGAGCCAAUGCCUGAUCGUUCGACCAAUCUCAGCGACGCAGGAAGCAACGCAGUCAAGAGCGAUGUCGGCGAUCCAGCCGACCAGCUUCUCGAUGGAGCCGGCGGCCGCCGUGAAUCAUGGGUUCCCAUCAACAGCCCCGGUCUCCCUCUCCCUGGCCACGAAGGAGACCGCCGCCCCAGUCUGCCUCUUCCGAACAGCCGUCCAAUGCCUUCCCAAUCCCCAUACUCUCUCCCAUCCCUCCAGCAACACCACCCCGAUGGUCCCAUGUACACCUCUUCACCCCCGAACCUCCCUUCACUGGUUGCAACCACCCAGUCGCCAUCCUCAUAUCUCAACGCAACCAGCAACCGCCUCCAACCCAUCAACUCCUGGCUCCCAUCUCGCCCCUCCGUGCCACCACCCCCCUACUCUCAAUCCCUCCCACCCAUCAACGCCGCCCCACAAAACCACCCUGUCCUCCCGCCCCCGGGCUCAGUCACCCAGCUCGCCCCUUCGCCCCCUCUCACCUCGACCGACGGGCCAGACUCGAGCAUGCUGUCAACUAGCCUCAGCGGCGACGACGUCCUCGCUUUCCUGGACGGCUGCGACUGGGCCCAACUCUCUCUCAAUGCGCCAUCCGAGGUCGGCAUCCCGGUCGGCUGGCUCAGUGCCGUGUGGACCCAGUUCACGCGGUAA